This is a messenger RNA of Trichomonas vaginalis G3, 777 nucleotides long. RefSeq lists its product as uncharacterized. The transcript has a single exon. NCBI's taxonomy places the organism in Eukaryota, Parabasalia, Trichomonadida, Trichomonadidae. The record is from RefSeq and is a predicted model, not a curated record. The coding region runs from base 1 to 777 and encodes 258 amino acids.
AUGUUCACGCUCUUUCUUCGCUCGUCCAGCUGUUUUAACUCAACUGACUGCGAGCAAUUAUACAGCGAUAAUUGCCAAAUAUGUAUAACGCAUUUUGCAGAUAGAAAAUGUGGCUAUUGCCCAUCAUCAAACAAAUGUAUGUAUAUCGACGACAAAUCCAAAUGCACAGGCGAUUUUUAUUAUGGUCCAGCUGCUACAUGCUCAGGCCCAGCACCACUUCCAACUCCAACACCAGAACCAACACCAUAUCCAACACCACUUCCAGGUGAUCAGUGCGGAAAUUACAAAGACUGUGAUACAUGCACAUCUCACUUUGCUGAUAGAAACUGCGGUUGGUGUAUGGCUAGUGGCGAAUCUGGCACAUGCUACGAAGCUUCAAAAUCAACAUGCGACGCCAAAUAUUUCUACUACAAUACAACAGUUUGCAACCAACCAGUCCCGCCACCAUCUCCAACGCCAUGGCCACGCUACGAAGCUAACACAACAUUCUGCAAACUCUUAUCCGGAACAUGGUGCGAGAAAUGCGUUUCCACACAACCGAAUAUGAGCUGCGUUUGGUGCCAUGCUUCUAAGGAAUGCGUCAUGGGUGAUAGCGAAGGCCCAUUCUUCGGAUCCUGCCCAUCAAACACAUUUUCUUACAAAGCUGACGACCAAUGCCUCGGAAAGAUUGCUAAGGGCAAGAUCUUGGCUAUCCGUAUCGUCGUCGGUAUCCUCGUCACAGCAUUCAUCGCUGCUGGCAUCUUUAUCUGCUAUAAGGAAAUUAAGAAACCAGCUUAA